Messenger RNA from Drosophila rhopaloa, 1164 nucleotides. RefSeq lists its product as uncharacterized. The record is from RefSeq and is a predicted model, not a curated record. Lineage: Eukaryota; Metazoa; Arthropoda; Insecta; Diptera; Drosophilidae. Bases 406 to 1038 code for a protein of 210 amino acids. The transcript has 3 exons.
UUGAGAUGAGUGAGAGAACGAGAGUUUCACUGCCGCCAUAAAUCAUGGACGACAUUAAUAUAUAUUUAUGCGUGUGUUCAGACGUAUAUCUAUUUGCGCACAUUUAUCAUAUCGCCUCAUUAGAUAAAUUGCGAACACGAACAAAAAACAAAGCCCUGGCUCGACACUGGUUUUGUCACCUUAUCAGCUAAUGAUUACAAAGCAAAUAUGUGUGUUUUUGGUUUUUGGUUUUUGGCCUGGUGUCUGACCCAUGCCCGGAUGUCCUAUCAAUUCGGUGGCCAGUAGUUCAUGUUAGUCGGGUUCGUCAGUUUGUCAGAGAACGGUGGUCUCCGAAGGAAAGUGGAAUCUAAAUUCGAUCAAUCCCGAAAGCACAUUAAUUAGUGCGGUAUAGUAGUUAACUUAACCAUGGCCCCUGCCAUAAGCACCUCGGUCACCAUGGCCACCACUCUAUUGAGUACAACUACUGAGGUGCUAAACAGUACACUCACCACCGAAGGAACGACUUCGACUUCCAAAUACCCGACUUACAUAACAGUCGGUCCGCAAGUCGACCCGUAUAUCAACAAUGGUCCAUACAUGUUCUUUUACCCCAGCUAUGUUGUUUACGUUGUUUUGGUCUUCUUUUUCGUCAUAUCCUUUCCUCUGGCUAUGAUUGUGAGCGCCAAACGUAAACAGAAUACAACGACCAGGAAUCUCGCCCAGCAGAGACAACGAGCCCGUCGCCAAAUGGAGAUUAAUGUGACGAACAACUGCAACGACAGCUCCCGCGGAGCCACCAACGUUUGCGUAAACACCCAAGACGAGAUCAGUGUGCUGCCCAAGACCUUGGAUCUGCCGCCCAGCUACGAUGAGGCAGCUUUCAGCGAUCGAAAGCAGGACAGCACCCUAACCAUAGCCACCAGUUUGGAGGCAAGCAACCCCAACUUGACUACUGGAAUCAACGAACCACCGCCGGUUUACGAGGCAAACGUAGCCACUACAACCACGUCGACCACUACCACCGUGUUCCUGGUCAACGGCCAGCCUCCAGUGGUUUAACUCAACUUCGUUUCAAAGAAAUCUUACAUUUAUUCUUAUUUAUACACCAUACACACAUGUACAGUUGUAUUAUUAUGUAAAUAAAUUUUUGUCCUCGAGAACUAUUUCAGUUCGGGCCGAAACUUA